Molecule: messenger RNA, 3610 nt
Organism: Xenopus laevis (African clawed frog)
Lineage: Eukaryota; Metazoa; Chordata; Amphibia; Anura; Pipidae
Gene: amotl2.L
Product: angiomotin like 2 L homeolog
Exons: 10
Coding region: 277-2319 (680 amino acids)
Biological process (GO): actin cytoskeleton organization; angiogenesis; regulation of cell migration
Cellular component (GO): podosome; bicellular tight junction; cytoplasm
Source: RefSeq, a predicted model, not a curated record
AACUCACAUUCCAGGCAUAGCAAAGCUAUUGAAGCACUAGGGCAGCGUGAAUGCUGCGGGUUCAGUCUGCUCAGCGCUCUCAGGCAGUGCACACAACUCUCUGCUUAAUACACGCAGCUCUCUGCACCCGGGGAAAGGGCAAAAUCGCAACGAGAGGCCAGACUGCAACACACACAGGCUAUGCUCGGGCUCUCCCCAACAGUCGAAUAGGAUUAUAAUUUAUUACUUCUAUUUUACCCCUCUGGGCUUGACUGAGGAUUUAUUCUCUUGUUAACGAUGAGAACAGCGGAGGAUUCCUCUGGAACGGUUCUCCACCGUCUCAUUCAGGAGCAACUGAGAUACGGGAACCUUAGUGAUAACCGCACAUUGUUGGCUAUCCAGCAGCAGGCUCUGCGGGGUGGAGGUGGCAGUGGAAGUCCUAGGUCAUCCCUAGAAAGUCUUGAACUGGAAGAGAUUCAUAUGGCUCCUUCAGCAAGGCAAGAACCCCAAGGGCAGGAGCAUCACUGUGACCAUUUCUACUUGGAAAACCCUAUGUAUAAGGCUCAUGAAUUUCAGCACAAAGGUGAGGAAUUGCCAACCUAUGAAGAAGCCAAAGCUGCACUCUCACAGUACUAUACAGCCCAGAACACCCAGGCAGUGGAACAUGGUGGUCAUCGGCAGGACCAAUCCCUUAAGGACUUGAAACAUGGCCAUGUCAGGUCCUUAAGCGAACGCCUGCUGCAGAUGUCUCUGGAAAGAAAUGGAGCCAAGCCUCAAAACCUUAUGAGCUCCUCUCAUAGCUUCCCACAGCUUUCAAGGCACUACCAACUAUCAGUGGCUCAUCAGGAAGAUAGGGGACAAUAUAGGGGUGCUCCUCCAGAAUACCCUCAUUAUAAUCAACCAGCACAGGACAUACGAGGAUACACAUCAGAACAGAGACAUUAUUCUGGGGAUCUGCCCGUAUACCACCAGUCUGAAAUCAGACCAAUGCAAGAUCCUAAUCUAAGCUACGGUCCAAUCUCGGCGUUCGAUGCGGCCGGUUCCCAUAUGGCUGGAAUGGAUGCCCUUCUGAGAGAAAACGAGAUGUUACGUAGGGAGCUGGAGAGCUACAGUGAGAAAGCUGUUAAGAUCCAUAAGCUGGAAACUGAAAUACAACGCAUCUCUGAAGCUUACGAGAGUCUCAUGAAGGCGUCCUCCAAACGCGAGACCCUUGAGAAUGCCAUGAGAAGCAGAAUGGAAGGAGAGAUCAGGCGCAUGCAGGACUUCAACCGAGAUCUAAGAGAACGACUGGACUCUGCUAACAAACAGCUGUCUGCAAAGAGUGUGGAGCAGAGGGAGGACUCUCAUGGAGCCGUGUCAAAACUCAUUGCUCAAUGCCGUGAGCAGCAGCAAGAGAGGGAGAAGCUGGAGAGGGAAGUAACACUCCUCCGAAGCGCUAACGAGGAUCAGAGAAGGCGAGCAGAACUGUUGGAGCAAGCACUGAGUAAUGCACAGUCCAGAGCGGCUCGCACAGAGGAUGAGCUACGCAAGAAACGGGCUUAUGUAGAAAAGGUGGAGAGGUUGCAGCAGGCACUGAGCCAGCUUCAAGCUGCCUGUGAGAAGAGGGAACAACUAGAGUUGCGACUGCGUACACGACUGGAGCAAGAGUUGAAGACUCUAAGAGCUCAGCAGAGACAACCGUCUACACAGAGUGUUUCCCUGACUCCAGAGCUCAGUGCUUCAGUAUUGUCUGAGCAGCUGAGGGAGAAAGAGGAGAGGAUUCUUGCUUUGGAGGCUGACAUGACCAAGUGGGAACAGAAGUAUCUGGAGGAGCGGACCAUGCGGCAGUUUGCAAUGGAUGCCGCAGCUACUGCUGCCGCCCAGCGAGAUACAACAAUUAUCAACCAUUCACCUCGCCACUCUCCCAACAACAGCUUUAAUGAGGAUUUGCUGAUGGUCAGCCACAGGCAUCAAGAAAUGGAAAACAGAAUCAAGACUCUUCAUGCUCAUAUACUGGAGAAAGAUGCAGUGAUCAAAGUUCUACAGCAACGCAAACCACACCAGGGGCCCCUACGACCUGCUAAGUCUGUCCCCUCAAUUUUCGCACUAACGUCGCCCAACCAGACCUCAGCCCACAGCGAAAAGCUAGGAGUAACAGGCAACACAUCAAACGAACAGCAGACCUCUUGCACCAGCAUCUCACCUUCUCACUCCAAACAUGGGAGCAAGGACGGCUUCACCCAGACAGACUGUGCAACUGAUCAGAAGACUGUGUCAGAGAGAAAUACAAACUCCUCAUUAGAAUGCUUGGCUUCAUCGAAGAGCACAAACUUUUCUGACAUGGUAGAGAUCCUUAUCUGAGGUACCUGCCUCAUCACCAUAAGGAAACCCAGCAAGGGCUUCUUCUCCAAGUUCUUCUCCGGUGAAUCUGCUGAAUCCAGUCCAGCUUUUAGGCGUGUGCACAAAGAAUCCAGAUAACGGUGCCGUCAAUAAUCUGGAGUAAGGAGUUUAAAUGCAGCAAAUCUUCAUUGAAUAUGAGGUUUUGGUUAAUGCCAAAAUCCGUGCAGCAGUUUGGAAGAUGAAUAUAAAAUGCAAAAGGUUAAGCACUUUGAGGACAUCUCCACAACCGGUUCUAAUCCUUCUGAAGUUGAAGACUGCGUACAAUGAAUGUGAUACAAGAGACAGAUCUCGGAUAUACACAAAUCAUAUUUGUUUUCAGCCUCCCUGUUAAGUAACGGACUUGUAUUCCAGGGGAAGCAGAGUGAAGUCACUUUUGGCUUUGAAACCUGAUGAUUUUUGUUGCUGCUAGAGAACUACAGUCAACUGUAGGGGAGUCAAGUGGUUAAAAGUUACAAAAUUCUUGUCUUGGACAUUUUUCAUGUACAUAUUUUUGUGUUUUUUUUUUUGUAAAUUUGUGUCCGUGUAUUUAUAUCACUGACUAUUUCACGCUCUCUUUCUGACCUUCCAUAUUGUGUUAAGGCUCAGACCCAUAAUAAUGGCGGGAUCGUAGUUCGAUCUUGGCUCUUGCGUUACCUCAUAUGAAGCUCUUUUUGGGAUGUCCCUGCGACAGUGAUAUAUUCAUUUCCAGCUCUCCAUAAAUGAUGAUAUCACACCCUGUUGUCAUCUAGAACCUCAGAAUCCUUUGUCAUAUUUAUUGUGUAUUAUGAAAAAUUCUCCCCACUUUGUACAUUGUUCUCUUAUUUAACUACCGUUGCAGGUCAGUGGUGGUUUUUUUUUUAUUGGCUCAGUUCAUGUGCAAUGUUUACAAUAACGAGAGAAAAAAAAACAGUAAAAAAUCCUUCUAUUUCCUUCAUUUUUAUUCUGCCAGAGGGACUUUCAACAUUUGCCCAUUGGCAAAGAAAGGGCUUAAAAUGUCAUUUAUAUUUUGGUAUUUUAUUUCUGCCUAUUUACGCUGUGAAAGUCUGAAUUCUGUUCCAAAGACGUAUGAGUCUGAGUAUUUUUUUUUUUUUCUUGUGAGUGUAUUAAGUUAUCGAAAGUAUUUAAAAAUGUAAGCGUGGCUGUUGUUCCUUAAUAUUAUUAUUAUUAUUAUUCUGCUUUAUUAUAUGCUGCCUGGUUGCCACCUGGGCCUGCUGUUGCGGACCAGACUAUUGUUAUUUUAAAUACAGAACUAAAUAAAUUUUCAAAGAAAAUA